This is a messenger RNA of Ogataea philodendri, 732 nucleotides long. RefSeq lists its product as uncharacterized. The record is from RefSeq and is a predicted model, not a curated record. The transcript has a single exon. Lineage: Eukaryota; Fungi; Ascomycota; Pichiomycetes; Pichiales; Pichiaceae. Gene Ontology annotation, biological process: protein deubiquitination; ubiquitin-dependent protein catabolic process. Gene Ontology annotation, cellular component: cytoplasm. Gene Ontology annotation, molecular function: cysteine-type deubiquitinase activity. The coding region runs from base 1 to 732 and encodes 243 amino acids.
AUGUCCCAGGACUCUGUCAUCCCGCUUGAAUCGAACCCGGAAAUCUUCACCGACUUUGGCCGCAAGCUCGGAUUGUCGCCAUUGCUCGCAUUCUCCGACAUCUACUCGGUCACAGACCCAGACCUUGUUGCGUUCCUUCCCCGCCCCAUCUACGCCCUGAUCCUGCUCUUCCCCGUUACUGAACAGUACGAGGCCCUGAAAGACCACGAAGAGGCCGCCAGAAACACAGAAAAGGACGACCAUUUCGAAAACAUCGUCUGGUUCAAACAGCUGCUGAGAAACGGGUGCGGCCUCUACGGCUUGCUCCACGCCCUGUGCAACCUGCCUCCAGAAUUGCGCGUGGGGCAGUCCAGGAUCGAGGACUUUGUCACCGCACUAAAAAGCCUGCCCAACGUGACAAACUCCAACCAUUUCGAGGAGAAAAGCAAACUCGUGAAAGACCUCUCGCUCGCAUUGUACCAAACGUUCAGCAAACAGGGCCAGACUGAGGCUCCAAGUGCAGAUGAAGACGUCAAUUUACACUUUAUAUGCUUUACAAAGGGAACAGACGGCCACUACUACGAACUCGAUGGUCGUAGAAACGGGCCUGUGGAUCUUGGCCCCGCAGAGGAACAAACCGACCCGGUCAGCUCCCCAACAGUGAUCCACCGCGUCCAGAAGUACAUGUCUCUCGCAGACGAAGACAACAGUCUCCAUUUCGCCAUGAUGGGGCUCGGUCCAGACAUGAACUGA